CUGGAAAGAAAACCUAUGAACUAUUUUGAACUGGAGAGGAUUUUGAACUGGAGAGCAUUUUGAAAGUUCUGUUUCUUGGAAAUUCAUUGAAAACAGGAAGAAGACCUUAAAGGGAGUGACUGUGACUAACUAAUAAUCUGCUGAGAGUACUGUGAGUUUCAGAUCCACACCUGUUAUGUACACCUAAAGGCAAAGAGAGAAGCAAACUUAAAUGUCUUGUGCGUGCUUUUUGCAUGUCAGUUCUUGUUCAUUACCUAUGAGGCUGGUAAACGUGUUCCACUCUCAGGUGUUAGUUUCCAUAGUAAAAUCCACACUUCAACCAGUGUUUUGAGCUCAACAUGACGUUUUGGAACAAAGUAAGGGAAAGCGAUGGGAUUUGCAACAGAGCCGUGGUUGUGUCUGUUAAAGACUUUGACCCUGGAGUAGACUUGACCAGGCGGCCAGGAGUUGGCCGCGAUGCCCAGCGGCUCCAUAGAGUGCUCAGCCGACUUGGCUUUAAAGUGGAGAUUCACAAUGACCUAACAGCAGAGGAGAUCUACAGUUUAUUUAACACAGAGAGCAAAAAGACUGUUGACAACUGCUUCAUUGGCAUUAUUUCGACGCAUGGAGAGGAAGGAGUGGUCUUUGGGGCAGAUGGCAAUCGUGUGAGACUCUCUCGGAUCAUUGGGUUUUUUGAUAACCCCACCAUGGUUGAUAAGACAAAGCUCUUUCUUUUGCAGGCAUGUCGAGGUCAUGAUUUAGACAGUGGAGUCGAAAUAGAGACGGACUCAGUCUCCGUUUCAGAUGAAGAUGAUAAUAUCUCAGACUAUCUCUCCAUUCCUAUCAACACAGCUGUCAUGUAUGCAACAGCUCCAGGAUACAGUGCCUUCACGAACCCAUUGGGCUCAGUCUUCAUCCAGACUUUCUGCAACCUUCUGGAAGAGAAUGGAGGUUGUGACCUGGAGAUAACUCGUCUCAUGACACGACUAAAUUACCAGGUCGCCUACCACUUCCAGGCAAGGGGAAAGGUGCUGGCAGGGAAGAAAGAGAUGCCAUGCUUUGCUACUCGCCUCACUGAAGAGGUGUACCCCUUCAGAGACUCACAGAGGAGCACUGAGGAGCUGAGUGAAAAACUUGCAACCACAGCACUGGUGGAAGACUAUCACAAGGUACGCAAGCGCUCUAUCAGCUAAAAGAACAAGCUGAGAAGAGUACCUGAUCCACGGCUUUAAAUACCGGUCAUCUUGCAUUUCCUCCCCUGGGUCUUCUCAUUGUAAUGUCUUUAGACCUGUCACAUUUAAAUAGCAUAGCAGAAGGUUUAGUGCCACAUCCUUGCAUGCACACACAUACAACUCCCUGUUUCACAACAGGUUGCUAGACAUUCUUUGCUUGAUUUGGCUACUAUGAAUGAUAAAAUGUGUACAUACAGAUGUUUCUUUUCAAUGUAAAUACAUGUUAUACUUUAUCUUGUUUUUCCUUCAGUGCAAUAAACCAGGGUUAUCUCA
This is a messenger RNA of Alosa sapidissima (American shad), 1484 nucleotides long. Its product is annotated as caspase-7-like. The coding region runs from base 339 to 1172 and encodes 277 amino acids. NCBI's taxonomy places the organism in Eukaryota, Metazoa, Chordata, Actinopteri, Clupeiformes, Clupeidae. Gene Ontology annotation, molecular function: cysteine-type endopeptidase activity. Gene Ontology annotation, biological process: proteolysis. The transcript is spliced from 5 exons. The record is from RefSeq and is a predicted model, not a curated record.